Molecule: messenger RNA, 348 nt
Organism: Fusarium venenatum
Lineage: Eukaryota; Fungi; Ascomycota; Sordariomycetes; Hypocreales; Nectriaceae
Biological process (GO): spliceosomal snRNP assembly; RNA processing
Cellular component (GO): pICln-Sm protein complex; U5 snRNP; SMN-Sm protein complex
Molecular function (GO): RNA binding
Source: RefSeq, a predicted model, not a curated record
AUGACUUCCACAAUCGGUAUUCCCAUCAAGCUCCUGAACGAGGCACAGGGCCACAUUGUUACCCUCGAAAUCACCUCUGGUCAGACCUACCGCGGCAAGCUCCUCGAUGCUGAGGACAACAUGAACGUCCAACUCAAGGACAUCACCGUCACCGCCCGCGACGGCCGCGUCUCCCAUCUCGACCAGGUCUACAUCCGCGGCUCCCACGUGCGUUUCUUCAUCGUUCCCGACAUGCUCCGCAACGCGCCCAUGUUCCGCAGCCGCAACGUCCGUGGCCGUGGUGUCGGUCUCGCUAGAGGUCGCGCAACCGUCAGCCGAGCGCGCGCAGGCGGUCGAGGAGGACGAUAA